AUCAAAUCCCCAGAAAAAUCUAGCAGUUUCACGACCUUUGAAACUGACACCUGAGUCUCCGACAUCCACACAAGCUCACAGUUUCAAGGCCUCAACCAUUAUAAAUACCAACCGCACCUUCCCUCUUCAACCAUAGAAUUACUGUUAGAAACUUUGUUGGUACCGCUCUUUUCAAAACAAAGUUUCAUCGUUUUCCUCUACCUUUUUCAAAGAUAUCAUGGCACCCCACGGAGAAUUCUCGCCUGGCUUUACAUUCUCCAGGACCAGCAACAACAACGCCAACAGCAACAUGUCGAAGCCACCGAGGUUGUCGUCCGACCACCUCCAGAGGACAAUCUCAGACAUCUCCUUCGAGCUAAGCAAAGAAGGGUUAGAUAAUCUCACGUCUCUCCCACCAAUCUCAGAGGUGGAAGAUGCCAAGUGCGAGUGCUGUGGGAUGAGCGAAGAGUGCACGCAGGAGUACAUAGAGCGCGUGAGGGAGAAGUUCUUAGGAAAGUGGGUGUGUGGGCUGUGUUCUGAGGCAAUCAAGGAGGAAAUAGAGAAGAACGGAGGGAAGAAAGAGGAAGCCCUAAACACACACAUGAACGCGUGUGUUAGGUUCAACAAGUUUGGUAGGGCUUUUCCUGUUUUGUUUCAAGCUGAGGCCAUGAAGGAGAUGUUGAAGAAGAGCAAGAUGGAAGGUAAAGUUAGGGCUAAGUCCAUUAGCCCUAGAGAUCACAAAGCUGGCCCCAACAAAGUUGGCGCCAUUGCUCGUAGUUCAAGCUGUAUCCCAGCACUUACAAGAGAGAUUAAUGAUCUCGCAAUCGCCAAUUAAGUCAUGAUGUUGGCCAGUUUCUGUAUGUGUACGAAGAACCUAUGCUCCUAUAGAUCUGACUGACACUUCAAAUCUUCUACUCCUAUAGUACUACCUCCCGUCUUUAAUAUAAGAUUUAGUUUGUGGUUUAAAUUACAAACUAAAUCUUAUAUUAAAAGCCGAUGGUAGUAUAAUUUUGUUGUGUUCCAGGAUCUUUAUGAGUAUUUUCGUUCUUCAUAGGAAAAUGAGGGACAUGUGGUUUUGUAGCUUAGUUAACCCAAUCCCUUUUUUAACUAACUAUUUUAAAUUUUUUGAACUCUUUUCGUAUGAAACCUCCUUCAGCAGUCAUAUGGAUAUCUCAAAGCAGUUAGGUAUCUGUUUUUUUGGGGAUAAACUAGGGUUAUAUAUCACUCAUUCAUUAGGGUUGUGAGUUUUUUUUUUAUCUGGAUUGUUCCCAUGAUUAAAAUUGGAGGGUUUUGUAUUUGCUUCUUUCUCGUGUGUUUGUAUCCAAGUAUAUAUUACAGACUCUGUGUAAGUCAUGUACUUAUAAUGAGGAAUAAAGUCCUUUGACGUUAUGCAUA
Molecule: messenger RNA, 1374 nt
Organism: Neltuma alba
Lineage: Eukaryota; Viridiplantae; Streptophyta; Magnoliopsida; Fabales; Fabaceae
Exons: 1
Coding region: 218-814 (198 amino acids)
Source: RefSeq, a predicted model, not a curated record